This is a messenger RNA of Penicillium samsonianum, 1020 nucleotides long. RefSeq names its product NAD(P)-dependent alcohol dehydrogenase. Gene Ontology annotation, molecular function: oxidoreductase activity. NCBI's taxonomy places the organism in Eukaryota, Fungi, Ascomycota, Eurotiomycetes, Eurotiales, Aspergillaceae. The transcript has a single exon. The record is from RefSeq and is a predicted model, not a curated record. Gene Ontology annotation, cellular component: mitochondrion. Bases 1 to 1020 code for a protein of 339 amino acids.
AUGGCAUCUGCUCAACCCUCAGAAAUGAAAGCCUGGCUCUACUCCAGCACAACCAACGGCCUAGAAAAGAACCUCAACUUCGACGCGUCGGCACGCGCACCACCAGCCGUCCACGGCAACAAUGUCCUAGUUCAAGUCCUCUCAGCCUCCCUAAACCCAGCCGAUUACAAAGUCCCCGAAAUGGGCCUAGUAGCACGCAAACUCGUGAUCGGCAUGCCCGCCUCACCGGGAAUGGACUUUUGCGGACGCGUGGUAGUCACCGGCGACGACGCGACCGAGUUUUCACCGGGCCAGCUCGUUUUCGGCUGCCUCAGCAAGCCCGGCCAAUUCGGCUCGCUAGGCGAGUACCUAGUGGCGUCUGCUAAUCUGCUUGCGCCCGUGCCAGAGGGCGUGGAGGUUGACCAUGCGGCAUCUCUCGGUAUUGCGGGACAGACGGCGUACCAGUCCCUGGCUGGGUACGUCAAGGCCGGCGAUAAGGUGUUUAUUAACGGAGGCUCUGGAGGAUGUGGAAUUUUCGCGAUUCAAAUUGCUAAGGAGAUGGGGUGUCAUGUUACGACUACUUGUUCGACGAAGAAUGUGGAGUUUUGUCGUGGGCUGGGCGCUGAUGAGGUUAUUGAUUACUCGGUUGAGGAGGAUUUGAUUGCUACGCUGCGUGAUCGUGGGGUUGUCUUUGAUCAUGUUGUUGAUCAUAUUGGAUACCCUGCGCCGAUGUAUCGCGAGUCGCAUCACUUCUUGGCGGCUGGGAAAACGUUUGUGCAGGUUGGUGCGUCUGGCAUGGGGACAUUUGUUGAUAGGUUGCUUUGGCCUAGUUUCUUGGGUGGUGGAAAGAGGAAGUAUGUUGUCUUCUUCUUCAAGAAUACUCGUGAGGAUCUUGCGAAGAUCGGGGAAUGGGUGCAGAAGGGGGCUGUCAAAGUUCAGCUGGAUACUGUCUACGAGUUUGAGGAUACUGUUCAGGCAUUUGAGAAGCUUCGCUCUGGCCGUGCUAGAGGAAAGAUUAUUGUGCAUGUGGCGAAGGCAUGA